GCCAACAAACACUUUCUUGCUUUCCUGAACAGAGCAUACAUAGCAUAGCUUUGAAUAAUUAUUUAUAUUAUUAUUAAUUAAUUUAUAUAUAUAUUCAAAGUUGAUGGCUUUGAUGAUGAUGGUGAUGACCCAACUUUAGUCUCAUCACUUUCUUUUGCUCUCUUCUUCUUUUGGUUUGAGCCUGUUGGGAUUAGUUUUAUUUUUGUCUAUUUCUGACAUUCUGGGAUCUGAGAAGAUCGGAAUCCUUAAAAAAAUCGUGGUCUUAUGGGUUCUUGUUCGGACAAGCUGUUCAAAAGAGAGAGAACAGUACAUGAGAUUCUGGGAGGUGGCAUUAUUGCAGAUGUGAUCCUGUGGAGGAACAAGAACGUGAGUGUUGGUAUAGUUACAGUAACAAUAAGCUCAUGGAUGGUGUUUGAGAGCUUUGCGUACACCAUCCUCACUCUUCUUUCAAGUGUUCUUCUCCUCUUGCUCUCUAUCCUCUUCCUCUGGUCCAAAUCUGCAUCUAUUCUCAACAGGCCCUCACCGCCAUUGCCAGAGUUUCAAAUAAGUGAAGAAAUGGCUGAAGUAGCUUCCAAGUUGUUACGCUUCCAUGUGAACAAACUACUUCAAGUGACGUAUGACGUUGCGAUGGGAAGAGACACAGAGUUGUUUAUCAAAGUAGCUGUCUAUCUGUUUCUCAUCUCACUCGUUGGAAGUCUCAUGGAUUUUCAGACACUUUGCCACACCGGUGUUUUGGUGGUAAUGACCGUUCCAGCUUUUUAUGAGAGAUACGAGGAUUGCAUAGAUGGAACUCUGGCGUUCAUCUACAACAAAGCUAAAGAGCUUUACCAUAGAUUCGAGAUACGGUCUUAUCUGAUAAAGAAGAAACUGAGCUGAAUACUGUAAGAGUUUCUUCUUCUUCUUCUUCCUGAUUUAUCAGUUUUGUAAAAGAAAAGACGAAAAUGUAUGAUUUUGAUGAAUGUUUAAAUGGUACAGCACCCACAUAAAUUUA
This is a messenger RNA of Brassica rapa (field mustard), 991 nucleotides long. RefSeq names its product reticulon-like protein B12. The record is from RefSeq and is a predicted model, not a curated record. Lineage: Eukaryota; Viridiplantae; Streptophyta; Magnoliopsida; Brassicales; Brassicaceae. Gene Ontology annotation, biological process: response to bacterium.